Molecule: messenger RNA, 1008 nt
Organism: Arxiozyma heterogenica
Lineage: Eukaryota; Fungi; Ascomycota; Saccharomycetes; Saccharomycetales; Saccharomycetaceae
Gene: MUM2
Product: Mum2p
Exons: 1
Coding region: 1-1008 (335 amino acids)
Biological process (GO): regulation of alternative mRNA splicing, via spliceosome
Cellular component (GO): nucleus
Source: RefSeq, a predicted model, not a curated record
AUGAAUUAUGGUAACUACACGUAUGAUGAUUCAAAGAGAACUUUAGAUUCUGCAUUUAGUAAUUUGUCAUUCCAUAAAAAUGAGAAGAACAACAACAACAAUACCAAUGACAAUAAUACAGGAAUAAUAAAUAACGAAAAUAUAGCAUUAAGUAAUCAUUCUUCUCAUAUUAACAUUAAUAAUGAUGUAGUUAAAACUAGCCAUAAUAAAAAUAACAACAGGUCUAUUAACACUGAUGAUAAAAUUAAAAUAAUAUCUGUACCAUCAAACACAUUUUCGUAUUUAAACACCACUUCUACUACGGAUACUGCUAUUACAACGACUACUAAUGAUAAUAGGAAUAAUAGUAAUAGUGGUAAUGAUGCUAACAAUCCAUAUAGUCCUUCUAUCACACACAAUAAUAAGGAUAGAAACGCUAUCGAGAAUGAUACAGUAAAUUCUUUGAAAAUAGAUUUACAAAUAAAAGAAAGUCAAAUACAAGCAUUGAAAAAUGAAAUUCAACUCUAUAAAAAAUUGAUUAAUGAUGAUUUAAAAUCCUAUCAGGGAACGAAUAAACUCAACAAUAAUAAUAAUCUCAAUGGUUAUUCUAAUAACUCUCUUCUGGAUUCUAUUGAAGAAGAUGAAAAUGACGAAGAUACUUUAAAUAAAAUAAUAAUACCUGAAAGUGUAGAAACUAUCUUAUACACUCUUUCUACAAAACUGAAAGAGACACAAGAAAAAUUGAAAAUUACAGAAGAUCACCUAGAAAGUGUUCUAUGUGCUAUUGCAUUAAACCCAAGUAAUUCAAUAACUAAGGAUGGUAGGUAUGAUAUCGAAACAAUCGCCCAUAAAAUGAUUGUACGAUUAGAGAUCUUGACUAAAGAGAAUAAAGAAAUGGCUAAGAUGUUGUCAUAUGGCAAAUCUAAAGAAAUUAGUAUCGAAUUAAAUUUGGCUAGAAGAGAAAACGCUGAACUAAAGGAAAAAAUAAAAGUAUUGGAAGAUAAAAUCAGUUCAUUAUCACAUAAAUAA